Mauremys reevesii (Reeves's turtle) is the source of this 5271-nucleotide messenger RNA. RefSeq names its product folylpolyglutamate synthase (gene FPGS). Gene Ontology annotation, molecular function: tetrahydrofolylpolyglutamate synthase activity; ATP binding. Gene Ontology annotation, cellular component: cytosol; cytoplasm; mitochondrion. The coding region runs from base 590 to 2293 and encodes 567 amino acids. NCBI's taxonomy places the organism in Eukaryota, Metazoa, Chordata, Testudines, Geoemydidae. The record is from RefSeq and is a predicted model, not a curated record. Gene Ontology annotation, biological process: tetrahydrofolylpolyglutamate biosynthetic process. The transcript is spliced from 16 exons.
GGUGCUGACCAUAGCGACAGAGCUAUUACUACUGCGACACCUGGCCAGCUAGAGACUUGGCUGUAUUUACAAGCAUUCCUGUGUCUGUCGCUUUACCUGGCUUUGCUUACAUGGGUCUAGAUUAAGAGCAGUAACUUUUUUUUCAAGUGCAGAGAGCCAAUGCACUACAUGUUCAAUGGACUGCCCUUAACUUCGGCAACGUGUAUCCCGCCAAUGAGAGCUUAUUAAACCUGAUAUGCACCUAGCAGAAACUCUCUAUGGAGAUCUUAAUGGAUUCCUAUGCUGAAGGGAAAUUCUCUCUUUCCUCAGGCUCCUGCCGGGGUGGUUCAGUGGCUCCAGCGGUUCGUGUGAAUUUGUUUGAGAAGGUGCAGCUGCUUUGUGGUGCUGGCAAACCAGAGUAAAACCCUGAGCCUUUGAAAUGAGAGUAAUGUGUGCAGAAUGAUAACCUUUGUCCUUCAACUGGGCUGCCAGUGUGAGGUCUGUAAACAGCAGGCAGCAGAGAUCAAACUGGCUUCAGAGCAGAAAGUAAGGAUGAGAAAGGACAUGUAUACGCAACAGCCCUGCAAACUGUAGGAGAGAGACUGGCUGAAUGUGGUGGAGCUGCCCCUACACUCGAAGAAUCGAGAUGGAUGCCAUCCGGACCCUGAACACCCUCCAGACCAACGCCAGUUACCUGGAGCAGGUGAAGCGGGAGCGAGGAGACCCCCAGGUGCAGCUGGAGGCCAUGAAAGGCUUCUUGGAGCGAAGUGGGUUGAAGGUCGAAGACCUGGAUCAACUGAACAUUAUCCACGUAACUGGGACAAAGGGCAAGGGCUCGACGUGUGCCUUCACGGAGCGCAUCCUCCGCAACUACGGCCUGAAGACGGGCUUCUACAGCUCUCCCCACCUGGUCCAGGUGCGUGAGAGGAUCCGCAUCAACGGGCAGCCGAUCAGCAAGGAGCUCUUCAGCAAGUACUUCUGGCAGGUGUAUAACCGGCUGGAGGAGACCAAGGACUCCGGCCAUGCUGGCAUGCCCGCCUACUUCCGCUUCCUCACCAUCAUGGCCUUCCACGUCUUCCUGCAGGAGAAGGUGGAUCUGGCUGUGGUGGAAGUUGGCAUUGGGGGUGCCUACGACUGCACCAACAUCAUCAGGAAGCCGAUCGUGUGCGGGGUCUCCUCUCUGGGGAUCGACCAUACCAGCAUCCUGGGGGACACCAUUGAGAAAAUCGCCUGGCAGAAAGGGGGCAUCUUCAAGCCUGGCGUGCCGGCAUUCACAGUGCCCCAGCCUGAGCGGCCCCUGGAGGUGCUGAGGGAGCGAGCCAGGGAGAGCCCGUGCCCGCUUUACCUGUGCCCUGACUUGGAUGCCUUUGAAAAGGACGAUAAGGCACUUCAGCUGGGGCUGGCGGGCGAGCACCAGCGAUCCAAUGCCACGCUGGCCCUGCAGCUCUCCCGGGCCUGGCUGCAGCAGCAGGGGUAUCAGGGUACUGGGGAGCAGAAGGACUUGCAGCCAGGCGCGGAGCUACUAAGCAAGAGACCUGUGCCCCUGGCACCUGCAUUCAGGCCCAGCAGCUCCAUGGUGCAGGGUUUACAGGACACGGAGUGGCUGGGCCGCAACCAGGUGCUGCAGCAUGGGCCGGUGACGUGGUUCAUCGACGGGGCUCACACCACCAGCAGCGUGCAGGCCUGCGUGCGCUGGUUCCGCCAGGCAGCCCUCAACGAGGAGAAGCCUGUGGACGGCUCCGAGGUCCGGGUGCUUCUCUUCAACGCCACGGGGGACCGGGACACCGCUGCUCUGCUCAAGCUGCUGCUGCCCUGCCGGUUUGACUACGCCGUCUUCUGCCCCAACUUCACGGAGGUGUCUGCGGUGGGGAACGCAGACCAACAGAACUUCAACGUCACCCUGGAGAACAUGCUGACCCGCUGCCUGGAGAACCAGAAGAAGUGGAACCGGCUGAUGGAGGAGAAGGUGGGGCAGGACCUCUGGCUGUCUCCCCCCAUGCAGGUGGAGGGGGUGGGCAGCCGGCUGAAGCCAGACUCCUUGCGCAGCCCCCUGCUCUUCGUGCCCUCCUCUGAGCGCCCUCUCAACUCCAAUUCGCUGGUGUUCCCCUGCAUCUCUCACGCCCUGCAGUGGAUCACCCAGGGCAGGGACCUGCACUUCCAGGCGCCCGCCACCAAGGGGCUCCACCUGCACCCCGUGGCGGGCACCGGCGCCGUCUUGCUCAAGGAAGCGGCUGCCAUCCGCGUGCUGGUCACGGGAAGCCUGCACCUGGUGGGCGGUGUCUUGAAGCUGCUCGACCAAUCGCUCUCGCAGUAGCAGGUGCCUGUGGGUGGGGCCUCUGUGCCGCUCUUUGCUGUUUACUUGAAUAUUCCCAGGCACCUUUUACCAGGUGGUCCCUGAGCCUGCUGCCCCCCGAGGUGGGGCUGGGCACUGCAUGUGCUGCUGGGAUUCUUGUGCUGAGCCCUUCGCGGUGGCUGGAUCCACCCCUAGGACUGGGAUUGAGGCGGCCAGGGCCCACGCCCCGGCACCGGGAUCUUGUGCUGAGCCCUCACGGCAGUGCCAUCCGCAGCCUGGCACCAGGACUCUCACGUUCAGCCUCACCCCACCUCCCCGUGCCAGGAUUUGGUCACUGCCCUCAUGCUGGCAUCCCUAUUGCCUGGGCUGAUGGGGGGCCUGGGGUGAGGACCCAGCAGCUGAUCUCAGCCCGCGGGGACUGGCUGCACUGUACAUUUACCAGAUGUUCCCCAGGGACGAGACAGGCGGGGAGCUCUUGCUUGGGCCGGGGUGGAAUUCCUGCUCUCUGCCCUUGUGUUGCCUUCUCCCUACCCGAGUCUCUGGGUCCCACGGGGGGGCUGAGGAGGGCAGUGUUCAUUUGCCAUGGUGAGGCCGUCCCCCGCCAGGCAUUCAGAGGGAGGCGUGAGCAUCGGGGCAGACGCCCAACUGAGCAUCAGCCUCCCUUGGCUGGUGCGUUGCCUUCACUGGGAGCUGCCUCACCUCCCCACCGAAUGAGCCCCGUCCCCGCCCCCCCGCCCUGGUGCCUUUGUCUCCUCCCUGGCCUCUAUCAGAUGCGUGGUCCAAGGAUGGGUUUGAGUCUCGCGACUUCAGGCCCUUCUGGCUCCUCUGGGGCUGGGCUUGCCAUCUGCAUGUGGAAUCGGCUCCGGAAGCUCUGGCUGGGUGCUCGUCAGAGGCCGUUAGUGCUGGGGUGUGUCUGGCUCGGGGUCCGGUUGGAACUGCCUGUGAUCGAAGGGCAGGAGUGCGGUGGGAGCCGUGCGCCAGGCGCAGAGCCGCUAGUCGUGCCGGGCGGUGAGAUCCAGGCACUGUAGCGCUAAGGAGUCUCUCACGGUGCCCCAAUCUGUGAGCGUCUCGCAGGCCAACGCCGGGGCAGUGGGGUCCAUGGGUGCCAGUGUUGUGUAGGCAGGUCGGCCCUGAGUGCAGAGGGGCCUCAUGCAGGAAUUGUGCCCCCGCCGGUGCAGAGAUCUGUGCACUGGGGCUGAGACUCCUGCCUCUCUCCAGUGCUGGGCAGCGGGAUGCGAGGGCUCUUUGCAUGCCGUGUGCAAAGUGGGUGACCACCCCCCCCCCGCCGACCUGCUCUGUUGGUGCCCAGGUGGGCCGGGCGGCGGGCCAGGAUCGCUCUCUGCUGGACAGUAACUAUGCAUGACUGGUGGGCAGGGCAUAUGCGGCUGGAGGUCGGGAAGCCCUGGCAGCUGAGCAGCUGGGCUGCUUUCUGGACCGUAUGCAGUUCUCGUGGAGUUUGUGCUGGCGACUGGCCCGCUGCCCGGGUCGCUUUCAGGGUGACAGCUUCAUCGCCCAGCAGUGUCUGGGCAAACACUGGGUGCUGGGAAUCGGGCUGAUCUCUCAGGCUGAGCCGCGAGGGAGCCUUGUUGAGCAGAGACUUCAGGAAGCACCUGUCUGGAGGAGCCGAGUCCCUUUGGCGCAAGAGCUGUGGAAACUGGCUCCCAGCUCCAAGGCCGUGAGCCGCCUGGUGUCGUCACAGCUCAGCCAGCGUCUCUUGCUGUCCUCUGGGGGCGCGCUCCUUGCAGAAACCCCCUGAGGCCUGCACCAGGCCAGGCAGCGAGCUAGCCGCCCCCGCUCGAAAACCCAGCCAGGCUGGGGCAAGCAUGUUCCCAGAGAUCGGUGCUUGAAAGCCACUUGUGAGCAGGGCAGCCUUUAGGGGGCGGGGGGGAUGCUCUUGCAAAGGUCUUGGUUGCACUGCGUGGUCUCUGUGCUCACUGGAGUGCCCAGAUGCAUGGCACGGUCAGGAUGUGCCAGGCUCUGCUCACACCAGAGUACCAGCUGUGCCAGCCCAGCCAUGGCCUGACCCAGUGAUUAAUAGCCACCUCUCUGCUGUAUCCCUGUAUCCAGAUUUCUGUUGCCCAGUGCGCAGGCAUUGGCUGGUCCCCUCCGCACAUAGGCCAGGCUGGGAGGUUGGGGUUUGAACCCCAGCCUCGAACGCAUGCGGUGCCGGGGUGCUUGGGCAGGCAGUGUGGGGGCUGGGCCGUCUAGCUGGCAAGUGUCUGUCCUCUCCCUCCCCCCUUUACUGCCCCAGUGCCUGUUUCUGUGUCUGCUGAAGGCAGCCUGGGCUGUGACUUGCAUGUAUCUGAUGCCCUAACCCCUCCCCAGUGAGGGGGAUUCAGGGGUUGACUUGGGUAAAUCUCAAACUGCUGAAAGCUUGGGCCCAGCACGUUCCCCUCUCAGCAAACCCAACGGACUGACUGCCUGUGGCCCAGCCACUCCGUGGGAGGGUCCAGGUGACGGAAUAAUGCUGCUGCUGCCUGAUCCACGGAUCUCCUAGCAGAACCUCCUGUGCAACUGGUCUAGCAACAGACGCCUGACCCGCGGCCUGCUGCACGGGGCCCCUCUCCCGGGGCCUGGGCUACGCCGCCGGCUCUGGCAGCGCAGACGGGGAGAAGCCUGCUGGGCCCCUCUGCGCUGCCACAGAGCUGUGCUUUGGCGCGGUGGCCCCUCCGGGCCCUGCUGUGAUACAGAGGCUCGUUGGAGCCAGGCCCGCCUCUGGUUGCAGCCUGGAGAUUGUGGGUUCAAGCAGGAAGGGAGGUUGGAAGUCGCUCCCCGUGUCCAGCCUCAGAUGAUGUUUAAAGACUAAAUGUUACUGAGUCUCCAAUAAUUUAACUAGCAACAGGGUUUUUAUUAAAUCUUCUGUAACUUGAAAUAAUAUUGAUUCAAUUUCCCCAUUGCUUUCUGGGAGAUGAGUUUUGAAAGUGAAGCAAUGGUGCUGCUGUUCCAUGAGCGUCCGCUCCAUUGGCCUGUUGAUGUAAAUAAACAUCACACUCAUUGUA